Enhydra lutris kenyoni (northern sea otter) is the source of this 1499-nucleotide messenger RNA. It is a transcript of the gene GPR37L1, whose product is annotated as G protein-coupled receptor 37 like 1. Gene Ontology annotation, molecular function: G protein-coupled peptide receptor activity. Gene Ontology annotation, biological process: adenylate cyclase-inhibiting G protein-coupled receptor signaling pathway; positive regulation of MAPK cascade. Bases 87 to 1499 code for a protein of 470 amino acids. The record is from RefSeq and is a predicted model, not a curated record. Lineage: Eukaryota; Metazoa; Chordata; Mammalia; Carnivora; Mustelidae. The transcript has 2 exons. Gene Ontology annotation, cellular component: signaling receptor complex; plasma membrane.
CUCUUUCUCUCCCUGGUCAGCCCCGCACUUGGGUUCGGCGCCCUCACCUGCUCCUCGGGGGGCAGCUGCCUCCUGCGCCUCUGGCCAUGCAGCUGCUGUGGUCGCUGGCCAUUUCUCUCGCCGUGGUACUGGCCGCGGGGCUGAUCAGGGUCUCCGGGGGUGCCGAGGCCCAGGAGCCGCAGAACCGAUCCAAGAGAGGCACAGAGGAUGAUGAGGCCAAGGGGGUACAGCAAUAUGUGCCCGAAGAGUGGGCCGAGUACCCCCGGCCCAUGCACCCCGCUGGCCUGCAGCCCACCAAGCCCUUGGUGGCCACCAGCCCCGACCCAGACAAGGAUGGGGGCACGGCAGGCAGCAGCCAGGAGCCUCGGGCCAAUCUGACAGGGAUGCCAGGCCAGAGGCUGCAGAUUCAGAACCCCCUGUACCCGGUAACCGAGAGCUCCUACGGGGCGUACGCCAUCAUGCUCCUGGCCCUGGUGGUGUUCGCUGUGGGCAUCGUGGGAAACCUGUCGGUCAUGUGCGUCGUGUGGCACAGCUACUACCUGAAGAGCGCCUGGAACUCCAUCCUGGCCAGCGUGGCCCUCUGGGAUUUUCUGGUCCUCUUUUUCUGCCUCCCUGUGGUCAUCUUCAAUGAGCUCACCAAGCAGAGGUUGCUGGGCGACGCCUCUUGCCGGGCCGUGCCCUUCAUGGAGGUCACCUCACUGGGAGUCACCACCUUCAGCCUCUGCGCCCUGGGCAUUGACCGCUUCCACGUAGCCACCAGCACCCUGCCCAAGGUGAGGCCCAUCGAGCGGUGCCAGUCCAUCCUGGCCAAGCUGGCCGUCAUCUGGGUGGGCUCCAUGAUCCUGGCCGUGCCCGAGCUCCUGCUGUGGCAGCUGUCACAGGAGCCCUCCCCCACCGCGGGCACGCUGGACUCGUGCAUCAUGAAGCCGUCGGCCAGCCUGCCGGAGUCGCUCUACUCGCUGGUGAUGACCUACCAGAACGCCCGCAUGUGGUGGUACUUUGGCUGCUACUUCUGCCUGCCCAUCCUCUUCACCGUCACCUGCCAGCUGGUGACGUGGCGGGUGCGGGGCCCUCUGGGGAGGAAGCCCGAGUGCCGGGCCGGCAAGCACGAGCAGUGCGAGAGCCAGCUCAGCAGUACCUUGGUGGGCCUGACGGUGGUCUACGCCCUCUGCACGCUCCCCGAGAACGUCUGCAACAUCGUGGUGGCCUACCUGUCCACGGAGCUGACGCGCCAGACCCUGGACCUCCUGGGCCUCAUCAACCAGUUCUCCACCUUCUUCAAGGGAGCCAUCACGCCCGUGCUCCUGCUGUGCCUCUGCAGGCCGCUGGGCCGGGCCUUCCUGGGCUGCUGCUGCUGCUGCUGUGGGCAGUGCGGCGGCCCGGAGGCCUCAGCCGCUGGCGGCUCGGACAGCAAGCUCAAGUCCGAGAUGCCCUCCUCCAUCUACUUCCACAAGCCCAGGGAGUCGCCCCCGCUCCUGCCCCUGGGCACACCUUGCUGA